AUGUCCGACUACAGCCGCCCCGACAGCGGAACAGGCUGUUGCAGGUGUUGUUUCAGCUUCAUACUAACCUUAGGUCUCACUUCACUCUUCCUGUGGCUAAGCUUACGCACUUCAAAUCCAGUUUGCUCCAUCCAAGACGUUUACAUUCCCGCCCUCAAUAAAACCCGAAAUUCAACCUCCUAUCAAUCCAUCUACCUCGAUCUGAAGCUCGACAACGAGAACAAAGACAAAGGGUUUUAUCAAGGACAUCAGAAAAAAGCACGCCGGAAAAACUGGACGGACACGCAAGGAGUGCCGUGGGAUGCAGCCGUGAACAUCACUGGUGGAAGACCGCCGGUAUUCAGGGUGGAUUUGGCGACGGCGGUUAGGUUUAAGAUAUUAUUUUGGAAAACAAAGAGACAUAAACUCAUACUCGGGGCUGAUUUUGAAGUUAGUGACAGGGGUCAGAAACUGCAAAAGAAAGGUACACGGUUAAAAUCCGGUGCACCACCGGAGUUGUUUUCCGGUAAUUCUCGUAUAGCUUUCUCAUUGGUUGUAUUUUGUACAUUAGUAUUGGUGUUCAUUUGA
Messenger RNA from Lactuca virosa, 567 nucleotides. NCBI's taxonomy places the organism in Eukaryota, Viridiplantae, Streptophyta, Magnoliopsida, Asterales, Asteraceae. The record is from the annotation of a GenBank genome assembly.